CAGGGCGCGGAGCCCCGGAGCAGCGCGGAGGGGAGCAGGCAGGGCUGCGGCAUGGAGCGGAACCGGACCCCUCCCCGCUACGGGUCGCUGGAGUCCACCCGCUGGCCGCCCCACGGUGCGGGGCCAGCAUCCACUGGACAUCUGCUGGCUGACCUGGCUCCUGUUUCACUUGCAGAAGAGGAGAUUGUUUCCAUGGCUGACUCCACUACCACCAUCGAUGAUAUUGAGGGAGAGCUCUUCAGAAUCGAGCGGAUCAGGGAGAUCCUGGUGAGGAGAGAGUCAGAGCUGCGCUACAUGAUGGAUGACAUUCAGCUUUGUAAAGAAAUCAGUCGGCUGAAGAAGGAGCUUCAGAAACUCAUUGCUCUUCCAGAGCACGAGAAGUCCAACGAGGAGAAGCAGAGGGAGGAGGAGCUGGUGCAGCAGAUACACAAGCUGGUGGAGACACGGGAUUUCCUGGUGGACGAUGUGGAGUUUGAGAGGCUCAGGGAAAGGGAAGAGGACAAGGAAAUGGCAGAGUUCCUGCAAAGUAAGCUCUCCAAAAGCUACCUCCAGAAAGCAACUCCUGCCAAAGAGAAGAAAAUGACUUCCAGAGGACAGCAAACCUCCACACCAUACGUGACCAAAACAGGCCUCACCCUGCUCAAGGAGUGCUGUGGCUUCACCUGCUCCAUUAUGUAGGGCAUACCCAGCUCUGCAACACAGGACAUGACCAUGGUCUUCAACCAGAGUCCACAGUCUGCUCUCCUCCCAGAGUUUCAGCUUCCUGUCACUGUUUAUGCUUUCCACUGCAGCAUCACCACCAAAGAGACUUUGCAAGCAGGCUGGGGCAAGCUUA
Messenger RNA from Pogoniulus pusillus (Red-fronted tinkerbird), 835 nucleotides. RefSeq names its product bMERB domain-containing protein 1-like. Lineage: Eukaryota; Metazoa; Chordata; Aves; Piciformes; Lybiidae. The transcript has 7 exons. Bases 52 to 678 code for a protein of 208 amino acids. The record is from RefSeq and is a predicted model, not a curated record.